Messenger RNA from Cebus imitator (Panamanian white-faced capuchin), 5143 nucleotides. It is a transcript of the gene AHRR, whose product is annotated as aryl-hydrocarbon receptor repressor. The annotation marks the transcript as partial. The transcript has 9 exons. Gene Ontology annotation, molecular function: nuclear receptor activity; protein dimerization activity; transcription cis-regulatory region binding. Gene Ontology annotation, biological process: regulation of transcription by RNA polymerase II. Gene Ontology annotation, cellular component: aryl hydrocarbon receptor complex; nucleus. The record is from RefSeq and is a predicted model, not a curated record. Lineage: Eukaryota; Metazoa; Chordata; Mammalia; Primates; Cebidae.
GAGGCCUGCCUUGGGGGUGGAGAAGUCCAACCCCUCCAAGCGGCACCGGGACCGCCUCAACGCUGAGUUGGACCACCUGGCCAGCCUGCUGCCAUUCCCACCUGACAUCAUCUCCAAGCUGGACAAGCUUUCUGUCUUGCGCCUCAGUGUCAGUUACCUCCGGGUGAAGAGCUUCUUCCAAGCUGUGCAGGAGCAGGGCUCACGGCAGCCGGCGGCCGGCACCCCCUCACCUGGAGACAGCCGUCCUCCUGCAGGGUCUGCGGUGCUGGAGGGAAGGCUGCUGCUGGAGUCUCUCAAUGGCUUUGCUCUGGUCGUGAGUGCAGAAGGGAUGAUAUUUUACGCAUCAGCAACGAUCGUGGACUAUCUGGGCUUCCACCAGACGGACGUAAUGCACCAGAACAUUUACGACUACAUCCACGUGGACGACCGCCAGGACUUCCGCCGGCAGCUGCACUGGGCCAUGGACCCUCCCCAGGUGGUGUUUGGGCAGCCCCUGCCCUCAGAGACAGGAGAUGACGCCGUCCUGGGGAGGCUGCUCAGGGCCCAGGAGUGGGGUGCAGGUGUGCCCACCGAGUACUCGGCGUUCCUGACCCGCUGCUUCGUCUGCCGUGUGCGCUGCCUGCUAGACAGCACCUCAGGCUUCCUGACGAUGCAGUUUCAAGGGAAACUAAAAUUCCUGUUUGGACAGAAGAAGAAGGCGCCCUCGGGGGCGGUGCUCCCACCGCGGCUGUCGCUGUUCUGCGUUGCGGCCCCAGUUCUCCUCCCCUCCGCAACGGAGAUGAAAAUGAGGAGCGCACUUCUGAGGGCCAAGCCCAGGGCUGACUCUGCGGCGCCCACGGAUGCAAAAGUAAAAGCCACCACGAGUCUGUGCGAAUCGGAACUGCAUGGAAAACCCAAUUACUCAGCAGGAAGGAGCAGCAGAGAAAGCAGCAUUUUGGUGCUCAGGGAACAGACUGACACUGGCCGAUGGGCACAGGUUCCCACCAGAGCCCCAUGCCUGUGCCUCCGGGGCAGCCCUGACCUUGUCCUCGACCCCAAGGGGACCUCAAGGGACAGGGAGGAGGAGCAGCAGAGGGUGCUGAGCAGGGCCUCUGGAGCUACAGGGCGGAGGGAGAUGCCGGGACCAGCAAAGCCCCUGCCCUGGGCGGCAGGAAGGCGCAGUGAGGAUGGUGCCCGGCCGAAGCUGCAGCCCAGCCAGAGUGGCCUACUCUCCCUGCGCCCCACGUCCCACGGCUCCUGCCUGCCCUACCCGUGUGUCCAGGGCACUUUCAAUGCCAGUGGCUCGGGCACAUUCAGGAACUUGCCCAUCUCUCAGCCGCCGAGCCCAUCCCCCAGUGCCCACGCCAUCCGGACCAGCAGAGCCUCACGGGAUGUCAGUGAGGACCAGGUGCACCCUCCCCUCUGCCACUUUGCCCAGGGGAGCCUGCAGCACCCUCAGCCUGAAGCUCAGCGUUUGGCCUCGAGGGGCUAUCCCACAGAGGACAUGAAGCUUCGAGGCGUGCAGAUGCCUCCAGGGGGCCUGUGCCGCCCGACGCUGCUGCUAGAUGUGCCCAUCAAGAUGGAGAAGGACUCUGGGUCUGAAGGUGCUGCCCAUGGCUGCGUGCCCAGCCAGGUGUGGGGACUGGGGGCCGGGGACAGGAGCCGUCCGGUCACCUUCCCUACCAGGAUGCCCCUGAAGACAGAGCCAGACUCCCUGCACCAGGUCUAUACUGCACACCUCGGGCAUGGCGUCCUGGGGGCUCAGCCCCAGGGCAGGGCCACUGCAGGGCGCAGCAGGGAGCUGGCCCCUUUCCACCCUGCGCACUGCACGCGCCUGGAACCCACGCACAGCCUUCCCCAGCUGGAGCCUCCCCACCAGCUCUGCACGCGGGGCCGAGGCGAAUCAUCCUCUCUGCCGCACUGCGCCUGCAGAGCUGCUGAGGCCGCCCCUGUGGUCAAGCGCGAGCCGCUGGACUCACCCCAGUGGGCCACUUACAGCCAGGGAAGGGUGCCUGGGAUGUUUCCCAAAAGUGCCUUGGCGAUGCUGGUCCCACCCCAAGCCUCAGAGUGCACAUUCCUGCCAUAGCGCGGUGACCGCCGUCCAAGCUCAGAUGCGCCAGUGGCUGGGCUGCCCCCUGCACCUGGUCAGGCCAGACACCUUCCUAAGAAAUGCUCUGCAGAGCUGCACAUGCGCAGUCCCCUCGUCUGUGUGCAGCGUAUGCAGCAGCGUAUCCCAAAUUUUAUAAAAUAUUUCAGCCAUUCUUAAAUGCGAACUGGCCUUAAGUCUACUCAGGCAUGACAGCAUUUCUCUUUGAGGAAUUAAAAUCUUUAAUAAAGCGAUCACGGCUGGACAGCGUCAUGCCCGAGCGGCAGGGAGCACCGUCCCACUGCUGCCAAGUCCACAGUCAGGGAAGCUGUGGGGGGCACUUCUAGCUCGGCCCUUUCUGACCACCUGCAGCUUCCGGCCUGUGCUAUGCAGGCAGUGUCAGCCCAUCGCUGCAGUGCACUGCAGAGGCCAGCACCCGGCAAAUUAGAAAUACACCUCGCGGAGAAAGGGGCUGUGAGCCCACUCACGGAGGAAUCUAGAAUGCUCCAGGCAGCAGAGGCUGGCAGUGCUGGGUCCCACACUGCCCCACGUUGUGCGGCAGGUGCUCCGUGGCACCAGGACAGAGACUGAGGCCAGGUGUGGACUAGAAAUGGACAGGGUAACACCUGUGCCUUCUGGACAUCUCCCGUGUUCUUAGUGGGUCUCUGCGGAUGGUCUUACUAAUCUGCCUCUUGGUACAUCAUGUAAUACAGAGUUCAAGACCUGAGUCUGGAAGUACAAAGAAACACACAAUGUAGAGAAAAGACAUAGGUGACUGCGCUGUCUGUGGGGUUUUUCUCCCUGUCUGGCUGUCUCUAUAGUUCACUCAGAUGAGGGUUCCCACGGCCAUUCUUGGAGAAUAAUUACGGACAAGUAUUAAUAGCAUUAAAACAGCUGUAAAGGCAAUAUAUUCUGAGGAUAGGAAAUCUGGAUACAAAAGCAGUCAGAAAGUGAAGGUCACCGGUCCACCAGCCUGAGAUAAAUUACAGCUGAUGGUACAGUUCAGGCUGCUUCCACGCUGCACCCCGCUGGUGCAGGCAUCAUAUCAGGGUGUAGAAGUCACCACCAAGCAGGAGGAAGCCGUGGCACGAGGCCCCUCUCCUCAGGGACGUCAGCUCCACUGGGAGAGCCCUCGGGGUAAGGGACCCACCAGCCCAUCGCACUGUGCAUUCUGCCUCCUGCGUGGACUCCCCCCCUUGUUGGUGGCUUUGGAGUGUCAGUGUUUAGCCCCUGGUUUAAUGGUGAAGCCAUUUGUUAAAUGCACCUUCACUUUGUCAAAACCCAGGUUUGGUUGGUGGGACUAGGUUUUCUGCCCAUUGCCAGUUACCUGCACCCCUCAGCAGCCUGGUUCUGGGAGAGUUUCCCCCACGUGGCAGGGAUAGGGAUAAGACUCUCUUCCCAGAACUGAAAGAGGAAGGCCAACCACUGGAGCCCAGAGUCACAGAUCCAACGUGGCCUCCUGUGACUCCCAAGCCCUGCCAAGGGGCCACUCUGCUUAGCCACAGGGUGCCUUUCGAAAGGUGACCUUGGUGCUGUGCUGUUGUGGGCAUGAGAUGUGCUCAUGGCAUUCCACUUCCAUCUCCCCCUUACAUGAUGCCUAGACUCACAAUGGGGACAGAGCUACCCAGGGGCCAGCCAUAGGGUGACCAGCCACCUGAGGGCCAGUCACCUGUGAGGACCAGGCACCCAUGAGGACCCCAUGUGAGGACCAGCCCCUACUUCCCACCUUGGCCCCUCACUGCACAGAGCCCUCUUUAUUCAUUUCUCAUACUGAGCAUGGCACACCUCUGGUCUCUGGGCAUUUAUGGCUUUAAGACCAGGAUGGUAUUUCAGAAGCUUCCCACUUCCUUCCUAUUCUAACCAAGUGCCCAAUUCUUUUCCUGAUCAUGAAAAGACCCUUAAUAAUUAGACCCGCAGGCCAGGCGCAAUGCCUCAUGCCUAUAAUCCCAGCACUUUGAGAGGCUGAGGUGGGAGGAUCACUUAAGCUCAGGAGUUCAGGACCAGCCUGGGCAACAUAGCAAUAACUUGUCUCACAAAAAAUAAUUAAAAAUCAGAUGUGCCGUAUCCCUGAAAACGUAUCGAUCAACACGCAUGUUCCACUCCUGGGUUCCCUGUCCUGAGGGCUGGAGCUCAACCCUCAGCAGCUCCCUUCAGCCCGGGUGCUGCCUGGGUCCCGAGUGGCAGCUGCCCUUCCAAGUCUCAGGGCUGAGGUGGGCAGGGAGCUCAGUGACUGACAGUCUUCCAUGUGUAUCACAGGGCUCGAGUGUCCUGGAACCAAUGGCUGUCACUGGGCGAAACACCAGGCCCCAAAGAUGGAAUCAGACGUGGCUUUGCAUUUGCCGACUGUAGCCAGGGCCCUCAGUGCUGUCAGAGCAGCACAGACGGCAGCCCCUGCCCAGGAGGCUCCUUCACCACGUCCUGCCUUGCACCUCCCAGACCUUCAGACACACCCCCAUCCAAGGCCCUCCCGGUGACAGAUUGCAUAGCCGUGGCUGCUGUGCAGCCCAUGCUGUGUUGACGCUGCGCUCUGCACACAGGUGUCAGCUCUGUAGGUUUUGUGGUGUGGGGACCCCACAGGAGGCUGUGGCUCUGAGUGCCUGGGGCCAGCAGGGUGUCCAACGUCCCUUCCUCAGUGGCAACAAAAACUCCCUGUCAGCACUUUUGUUAUUUUAUAGCCACAUCCCUCUUGGAAAACUGGGGAAGAUAAUAGAACAUAGAAGGUGCGGAUGUGGUCAUUUCUCUUGUUGGCACUAAUUACAGGUUCAUGUUUUUCUGUUUAUGUAGCUUUUGCCUACUGCUGAAAAAGUUUUAAAGUCAAGUGUAAUGUGGGAAUGGGAUGGAAGGGAGGUGACAAAUACAGCUUAUAUUUUAUAUUGUCGCAGUUUCUACUGGAAGAAAAAAGUUUUCAAUACCUAGACUAACUUGUUGAAUUUUUAAAACUUUUGCACUAUAAAUGCAGCUUUCUCUACUGCUUUCUCAGUGCCUUUAGAAAGCUUUCAAAUACUUUUUGUACUGUGGUUUGUAUUAAAUAUCAAUAUUGAUAUAAAAUAUAUGACAUGCUAGUACAUGUUUAACAUA